Molecule: messenger RNA, 1014 nt
Organism: Castor canadensis (American beaver)
Lineage: Eukaryota; Metazoa; Chordata; Mammalia; Rodentia; Castoridae
Source: RefSeq, a predicted model, not a curated record
AUGUCUCAGGCUGCCAAGGCCUCGGCCACGGCCACAGCGAACCCCGAGUCUGACGGCAAGGGGAAGGCGGCCCCGCCCGCUGGACCUGCCCCGGGCCCCGCCAUGGCCCCAGCGUCCGGAACCCUGCCCACGGCCAAAGUGGGGGACCUGCCACCCCCCAGCUACAAGCUGGUGGUCUUCGAGCAGGAGAACUUCCAGGGCCGCCGGGCGGAGUUCGCGGGGGAGUGCCUGAACCUGGGAGACCGCGGCUUUGACCGAGCGCGCAGCCUCAUCGUCACCUCAGGACCCUGGGUCGCCUUCGAGCAGUCCAAUUUCCGUGGGGAGAUGUUCGUCCUGGAGAAGGGCCAGUACCCCCGCUGGGACACCUGGUCUAGCAGCUACCGCAGUGACCGUCUGGUGUCCUUCCGGCCCGUCAAGAUGGACUCCCAGGGGCACAGGAUCUGCCUGUUUGAACGGGACAACUUCAAGGGCAACACCAUGGAAAUCCAGGAGGACGAUGUGCCCAGCCUCUGGGUCCAUGGCUUCGGUGACCGCGUGGGCAGCGUGAGGGUCUCCGGUGGAACCUGGGUCGGUUACCAGUACCCCGGCUACCGUGGGUACCAGUACCUCCUGGAGCCCGGGGACUUCCAGCACUGGAACGAGUGGGGCGCCUUCCAGCCACAGAUGCAGGCCGUGCGCCGUCUGAGGGACCGGCAGUGGCACCGUGACGGCUGCUUCCCCGUGCUGGCCGCCGAGCCCCCAAAACUCAGGCAGGCCCCAUCUCCCGGCUUAGACCGCCCUGACGUUGCCCAGCCUGAGUUUUCAGGCCUUGGCCCUCAUCCUGGAGGGAGCGAGAACCUGCAGGCGCCGUGGGAGGAGAACUUGGCGAGCAGCGGGUGCAGGAAGCCCAAGCGCUCCCAGGGCGGUGGCGUGGCCUCGGGUGCCGAAGGUAGAGAGGCGGAGCGGGGGCGGGACUACGUGGGUGGGCGUGGCCUAGUGCGCUAUGGGAGGCGACCGGGGGCGUGGCUUACAUAG